Molecule: messenger RNA, 2004 nt
Organism: Phyllostomus discolor (pale spear-nosed bat)
Lineage: Eukaryota; Metazoa; Chordata; Mammalia; Chiroptera; Phyllostomidae
Gene: CACNG5
Product: calcium voltage-gated channel auxiliary subunit gamma 5
Exons: 6
Coding region: 261-1088 (275 amino acids)
Biological process (GO): regulation of AMPA receptor activity; postsynaptic neurotransmitter receptor diffusion trapping; positive regulation of synaptic transmission, glutamatergic
Cellular component (GO): postsynaptic density membrane; AMPA glutamate receptor complex
Molecular function (GO): voltage-gated calcium channel activity; channel regulator activity
Source: RefSeq, a predicted model, not a curated record
CCCCGGCCCACCCUCAGUCUCGGAGUUCGCGGCUCCAGCGGCGGCGGCAGCAGCGGUAGGCACGGUCACGGUCGCUGAGCGGCUCGGCGGGACGACAGGAGAUCGGCGCCAGGGGAACCUCGCGCGCAUCCUACCGCCCGACAGGCGAAGCCGGCCAGGAGCGUUGCACCAGAAUCCGGGUCGCUGCGGCUCCAGCGAGAGCUUAUUCCCUGCUGGCGGGACCAGGGCCUCGGCCGGCCGCCCACUCAGCCUGCGGGAAGAUGAGCGCCUGCGGGAGGAAGGCCCUGACCCUGCUGAGCAGCGUCUUCGCCGUGUGCGGCCUGGGCCUCCUGGGCAUUGCCGUCAGCACCGACUACUGGCUGUACCUGGAGGAGGGCGUGGUCCUGCCCCAGAACCAGAGCACGGAGAUCAAGAUGUCCCUGCACUCGGGCCUGUGGCGCGUCUGCUUCCUCGCAGGCGAGGAGCGGGGACGCUGCUUCACCAUAGAAUACGUGAUGCCUAUGAACACCCAGCUGACAUCUGAGUCCACGGUCAACGUCCUGAAGAUGAUUCGCUCAGCCACACCAUUCCCUCUGGUCAGCCUCUUCUUCAUGUUCAUCGGCUUCAUCCUGAGCAACAUCGGACACAUCCGUCCCCACAGGACAAUACUGGCCUUUGUCUCUGGCAUCUUCUUCAUCCUCUCGGGCCUCUCUCUCGUGGUCGGCCUGGUGCUCUACAUCUCCAGCAUCAACGACGAGAUGCUCAACAGGACCAAGGACGCGGAGACCUACUUCAGCUACAAGUACGGCUGGUCGUUCGCCUUCGCUGCCAUCUCCUUCCUUCUAACAGAGAGUGCGGGGGUGAUGUCCGUGUACCUGUUCAUGAAGAGAUAUACCGCCGAGGACAUGUACAGGCCUCACCCCGGCUUCUACCGCCCGCGGCUGAGCAACUGCUCCGACUACUCGGGCCAGUUCCUCCACCCAGACGCCUGGGUCCGGGGCCGCAGCCCCUCCGACAUCUCCAGCGACGCCUCCCUGCAGAUGAACAGCAACUACCCAGCCUUGCUCAAGUGCCCCGACUACGACCAGAUGUCGUCUUCCCCCUGCUGAGCCUCGCCACCGGCCUCCUGGGACUGUGCACAGCCAGGCAGCUUCUCCCGAGCUCCCCUGCUGGCCUGUGAGCCCCAGGCCCAUGGCUGACAGGCCAGCCCCCCCUCCAAGCUUAGCUGUUGUCACUUGACCCAAGUUGUUUCCCUGCUUCCCCCCCCCUCCGCCCACCCAGUAUCUCUAACUGCCCCACGGUGGCAACAGGGGUCUGGAGCCCGUGGGCAAGCAGAUUGGCUGAGCGCAUGAGUGCAGCCCCACCUUUGGAGCGCCAGUCGCACCAGCCACUCUCCCCUUCCUGGAGCAGGCGGGUGUCGCAGCCGUGUAUUGGUCCCUGCACACCCACCUUCAUGGCCCAGGCCAAGGCCAAGGCCAGCCCUGAGAGGCCAGGCUCCUCCUCGCACAGGCCCAGCGGGACCUGAGUGCUUGCCAGCUGGCCUGGCCCUCACACUCAUGGUGAUCUGGACCACGGACCGAAAGGUGACUCUGAUGCAGAGGUCUGGCUGGUUCAGAAUUGUCCAGCAGUGUUCCUUGUGAAAUCUUGUAUUCUCUUUGUCACCCACCUCCCUCCAUGCAACUCCCCUGUCUGUGCUCUCCACCCCCCACUCAGCCCCCCAGACUGUGAAUCCCUCCCCUUCUCCCACCAGAACUCAACUGCCCUAGGGGACUAAGGGGGCUCUGAGGCCGCUGAUGAAGUCACAAAGAGGUGUUAAUGGCUGAUGAUGUCUUAAUCUGUAUGGCCCCUCCCUGACAUUUGACAGGGGUCUUCAAUGCCUUAACCCAAAGAAGUGACUCUGAUCAUGAGAAUUUCAGAGUUUUCCUGGCCUGAGUUCAUAUUCCCAGGCACUGUUUCAGGCUCUGGGGAUACUGUCCCUGCUCACAUGAGCCAUACGUCCAGUCCAAGACCCUCAGAUCCAAACAC